This is a messenger RNA of Pelobates fuscus (common spadefoot toad), 957 nucleotides long. Its product is annotated as olfactory receptor 1J4-like. Gene Ontology annotation, molecular function: olfactory receptor activity; odorant binding; G protein-coupled receptor activity. The transcript is spliced from 2 exons. Gene Ontology annotation, cellular component: membrane. NCBI's taxonomy places the organism in Eukaryota, Metazoa, Chordata, Amphibia, Anura, Pelobatidae. Gene Ontology annotation, biological process: G protein-coupled receptor signaling pathway. The record is from RefSeq and is a predicted model, not a curated record. The coding region runs from base 1 to 957 and encodes 318 amino acids.
AUGGAAACAAAUUUUUCGUCUGACUUUUUUCUAAUGGGUUUCUCGGACUACGUAGGUCAUCCAGCAUUUAUUUUCCUGAUAUUUUUGACUGUGUAUAUUAUUUCUUUGAUGGGGAACACUUUUCUAGUAGCGCUUGUGAUAUUGUCUCCACAGCUACACUCUCCUAUGUAUAUAUUUCUAAGCAACCUCUCACUGGUAGACAUGAGUCUGACCACCGUGGUGGUACCUCAGAUGCUCCUAAACAUGUUAAUUAGAAACAAAAGUAUUUCAUUUAUAGACUGCAUCGCACAAGUGUAUUUUUUCAUUGCUUUUGCGGGAGUAGAAUGUUUCCUUCUUACCACAAUGGCUUAUGACCGAUAUGUAGCUAUCUGCAAACCCUUGUAUUACACAACAAUAAUGAAUAAGAAACUUUGUAUCCAAAUGGCUUCAGUAUGCUGGGUGAUUAAUUUUGUCAACUCGGUCCUACACACUCUUCUCAUUGCGAGGUUAUCCUUUUGUGGAUCACGAGUAGUCCAGCAUUUCUUCUGUGAUAUAAUACCACUUUUUAAACUAUCCUGCUCAGACACGUCAGUCAAUGAACUGGUAAUCUUUACAGAAGGGUCAUUAAUAGUUGCUUUACCAUUUGUGGUAACCUUGAUCUCAUAUAUUCAUGUAAUAAGAACCAUUAUAAAUAUACAAUCUGCAAUGGGAAGGAAGGCGACAUUUUCAACAUGUUCAGCUCAUUUGACGGUGGUUGCAAUGUUUUACGGAACAAUGAUUUUUAUUUAUUUUAGACCAUCGUCCGCUUACUCACCUGCUCAUGAUAAAAUUGCCUCAGUUCUAUAUACUGUGCUUACCCCUAUGCUCAACCCAUUUAUAUACAGCUUAAGAAACAAAGACGUAAAGAGUGCCUUCAGGAAACUCAUACAUUUUAACAUAUUGGAAAUAUCAGUGAGGCCAAACUAUCAAAUACAUUAA